This is a messenger RNA of Phalacrocorax carbo (great cormorant), 3430 nucleotides long. NCBI's taxonomy places the organism in Eukaryota, Metazoa, Chordata, Aves, Suliformes, Phalacrocoracidae. The record is from RefSeq and is a predicted model, not a curated record.
GCCCCUCAAGCCUUGGUAGGGCGAGCCUCAGGCCCCGAUCUGCGGGCAGCCCGGGUGCCCCGAAGGCCCCGGGGAGGAGGAGGCCUCCCCGCAGCGCGGCGGGGACGCGGCCGCCCCGGCUCUCCACAGCCCUCGGGUCGGCCCGGAGCAGCGCGUCCCCGCGAGCGGCAGGGGUAGCAGGGAGCCGCCCGGCUCCUCCUGCCCCCGCGGAGAGGCCACCGCGAUUCGCAUGAGCGCCUCGCCUGCCCGGGCCUGACCCCGGGUACAAGGCGGAGGGCGGCGCUGCCCGCACCGGGGCGGCUCCCGCGGAGGUGGCUGCCUGAGGUGCCCGACAGCCCGCGGGGCGGCCCUACUUCCCCACAGGCAGAGGGCGGGCGAGCCAGCGGGCGAGCUCCCGCCGUGCAGGGCUGCCGCCGAACCGCCCCGCCGCCCCGCGCCUCCUGCUCGCAGCGCCUCCGGGAGCCGGCGGCCCUCGCCGCCCGCCCGCCCGCCAAGAUGGAGCAAACAUGUGAUGAUAUAGAUGAAAUGUUCAGCAAUUUACUUGGGGAGAUGGACAUGCUGACCCAGAGUUUAGGUGUGGAGACUGCACAACCUCCGUCCCCCAAAGUGUCCAACAAUGAAUUUAGCUUUACAGUUGGUUUUAAAGAUUUAAACGAAUCCCUAAGUGCCCUAGAGGACAAAGACCUGGAUGCUUUAAUGGCUGAUCUUGUAGCAGACAUAAAUGAUGUUGAACAAAGAACUUUACAAGCCCAGAAAACUUCUGGGAACCAGCAAAGUACGGUCACUCAGCCUUCAACAGGCAAAGGCUUGGAUAGUGACACUUAUUCUAAAACAAGUGCCUAUGUUACCAUUACGGGACGGUUUGGGGAUGACUUGCCCCCUCCACCUGCAGACCCUGAUUUAGACCUUCCACCACCACCACCACCACCUCCUCCUGAGCCACUAACCCAGGAAGAACAAGAGGCACAGGCUAAAGCUGACAAGAUUAAACUUGCACUGGAGAAACUGAAGGAAGCCAAAGUUAAAAAGCUUGUUGUCAAGGUGCACAUGUACGAUAACAGCACAAAGUCACUAAUGGUGGAUGAGCGUCAGGUGACACGGGAUGUUUUAGACAAUCUCUUUGAGAAAACCCAUUGCGACUGCAACGUUGACUGGUGUCUGUAUGAAAUGUACCCAGAGCUGCAAAUUGAAAGGUUUUUUGAAGACCAUGAAAAUGUUGUUGAAGUGUUAUCAGACUGGACUCGAGACACUGAGAAUAAGAUUCUGUUUUUGGAAAAAAGUGAAAAAUACGCUUUAUUUAAAAAUCCCCAGAAUUUCUACCUGGCAAACAAAGGGAAGAAUGAAAGCAAAGAAAUGAAUGAUAAAAACAAAGAGGCUUUACUGGAGGAAAGCUUCUGUGGGACAUCUGUCAUUGUGCCAGAGCUUGAAGGGGCCCUUUAUUUAAAAGAAGAUGGAAAGAAAUCCUGGAAGAGGCGUUAUUUUCUUCUACGAGCUUCUGGAAUUUAUUAUGUACCCAAAGGAAAAACCAAGACAUCACGGGAUCUGGCAUGCUUCAUUCAGUUUGAGAAUAUGAAUGUUUAUUAUGGUUCUCAACACAAAGUGAAAUAUAAGGCACCUACAGAUCACUGCUUUGUCUUAAAGCACCCCCAGAUUCAAAAGGAGUCACAAUAUAUCAAGUACUUAUGCUGCGAUGAUCAAACAACCUUGCAUCAGUGGGUAACAGGAAUAAGAAUUGCCAAGUAUGGCAAGACGCUAUAUGAUAAUUACAAAUGUGCAGUGAAGAAAGCUGGCUUGUCCUCUCGGUGGACAAAUCAAGGAACGGUGGAACCAGCUGCCCCUGCAGGAUCCUUAUCAGCAGGUGCUAUUCAGGCAAAUGGACAGGUUCCCCAGGUUGUUCGUCGUUCCAGUGCAGAAUUUCCAGAGACUCAGAAGAAAGUGGACACAUCAGAGGUACAGGCUAAGCCAAAUAACAUCAGUGCGCCCGGCCUGGCACAGGCAGUGAUGAGGCCACAGAAAUACCAGAGUAAGAGCAACUCACUGCAGCCUCCUCCACCGCCUGAAAGGCGGUCAUCUGCUAUUUCUGUUUCACCAAUCCUACCCUCCAAAGUCAAACGAGACAGCGGCAUUUUCGUAACAGAUUCAGAAAGCUUUCCAGCACCGCCACCUGCAUUGAAGAUGGAUUUUCCACCACCACCAUCUGAUUUCUGUGAACCUCCUCCCGAUUUUGUGCCUCCACCACCACCAGCCUCCAGCAGCGGUAACGAAGACCUGCCAUUACCCCCUCCACCUCCACCUCCACCUGUCUCCUGUAAGCCUCCACCUCCGACAAAGAAACCUGUGCCACUUCCUUCAAAAAGGCUAGAAAGCACAGGACAAGCUGGAGAGCCACGGUCAGCUGGGCCACCUCCGACUGGGGGUGGAGGCAGGCAAGCAGAUUUCAUGUCUGACCUAAUGAAAGCUCUUGAGAAGAAAAGGGGCAGCAGCUCCUAAACUCUGGGAGCAGGUGGACUUCAAGACACAGCUGGUUUUGUGAGGCGUCAUGGGAGGUUGUGCUGGAUCAGGCCCCACCAGGAGGAACUCUCCUUCAGCAGAGCUCCUCCUGGGGGUCCCAAGAAGUAAGGUGCGGUGCCUUCUGUCCCUCAUGUUGCCUCUAUGACCUGCUCCUUCCUCUCCCCACCUGCAUUAACAACCACUCCAGCACCAGGCUGAGGUAAGAAAUUGGCUCAGGAGUCUUGCUUCACUCCAUCAGGACAGCCAGGGACGGUGGAGCAGCACUUGCAGAGCCAGCCAGCGAGUGAAAUGCAUCUUCUGUGGCUGCCUCUCUAGUAGAAUUGGAGCUGAAGGAAAAACAUACGUGUUCUCAUGUGAAUUUUGAGAAGUGCGAAGAUCCCUUUUCACAGAUUUCCCCUUAAAGGUUCUUUAUCAGAAAACCCUAAAUUGGUGGCGGGGGGGUAAUAAAAGGACAAAAUUUUUUUUUCGUUCUUUUUCUUCUUCAAAAAUAGCCUGUCUUAAAAAGUAAAACCUCAGCUAGAUUAUUCUGAGAUGCAAGGCAGGACCACGGCCAUUUCCAGAUGGUGUCACCCCAAACGGUAUGCACUCCUGUUUCCAUAUGCAACUCCCAUCAUACCUGCCAGGACUGCCCUUAAAUCUUAUUUGGCUAAUCUUAGACAAAGAAAAAAAUCUUUAUUUCAAAACAUUGUAUGCUUCCCGUGGUAAACAGGGAUUUAUUUUUUUCCCUGAUGGUUAACGUUUGACUUCAAACUAUACCUAGAAAUAGUCUGUCUUCUGAAAGCCUUCAUGAUUAUCCUGUACUUCAUAUGAAUGUCUCCUCCUAGGUUUUUUUUUUUUUUAACGUGUUCUCAAAAUUUAAUUCUCUGUUGUUCAUUUAGGCAGCAUUCAUUAUUCUGAAAUAAAAAUAGCUUCUUUUUUA